Molecule: messenger RNA, 186 nt
Organism: Symbiodinium sp. CCMP2456
Lineage: Eukaryota; Dinophyceae; Suessiales; Symbiodiniaceae
Source: the annotation of a GenBank genome assembly
AUGGAGAAGCUGAAAUCUUCAGAGGAGGUGUGUGAGAUCGCAAAGCAGCACGUCCGGAAGCUGCAAGACGAUCUGGAAGCUUCAGAGCUGGAAAGUGCUCAAGCCGCUAUGAAGCUCUGCUUUCAAUACGGGUUCUGUGCGGGACAAAUGCUGAUAAGAGCAAGAUCUGUCAUCUGUGACAGCUAA